Messenger RNA from Diorhabda sublineata, 1793 nucleotides. It is a transcript of the gene mRpS10, whose product is annotated as 28S ribosomal protein S10, mitochondrial. NCBI's taxonomy places the organism in Eukaryota, Metazoa, Arthropoda, Insecta, Coleoptera, Chrysomelidae. Gene Ontology annotation, cellular component: mitochondrial small ribosomal subunit; mitochondrion. Bases 124 to 615 code for a protein of 163 amino acids. The record is from RefSeq and is a predicted model, not a curated record. The transcript has 4 exons.
UGUUGAUAAAGAGAGAUAUAUGGUUCAUAUAAACAAGAAGAACAGAACGCAAUUAAAUUGAAUUUGAGGUUAAAGAUAUUUAAUGUAUUUAAUUUGAAUAUAAUUUGAUAUCUAAAUAAAAAUAUGAACACAUUACGGCAUAUUUUUUAUAAAUAUCCAGUAAUAUCCAAUGUGCAUCGAACAUUUUGUGCGAUUUCUAUUAAAAAUAACCCAGGUGAAGAGCCAGAUAAAUUGUAUAAAUUUGUAGAACUAGAAUUAAAAGGAAAUGAUCCAGCAGUUUUAAAAAGUUUCUGUAAAUUCGCCGUGACUACAGGAAAUCAUUUAGAUAUACCAGUAAAAUCAUGGAAUUUACGUAAACCAAACCAUGAAAGAUACACAGUGUUAAAAUCAGUACAUAUUUAUAAAAAACAUAGAGUGCAAUAUGAACACAGAACUUAUUACUCAUUCGUACAGUAUAAGCAUUUAACAGGAUCAACAGCAGAUACAGUAUUGGAAUACAUAGAAAGAAAUUUACCUGAAGGGGUCGCAUUAAAAGCUACAAAAGUUGAAAUUCAGCCAAUACCUGAAUUUUUAAUACCACCUGAAACGUUAAAAGAAAGCUCAAAGUCUGCUUAAUAUAGUUAAAUAAUUUAAAAUUAUUUAUAUUAGUAUUAUAAAAAUUUCAUAAAACAUCUAACAAUAUCAAUUUUGUUUCAUUAACUAGACAUAUAUACAGAUAUUUGGAUACAAUAGAUUUAGAAUUGUUAAGAGAAAGUAUGCACAUGGAUAAAGACAAUAAAAGACCUAAGAAUGGAAGCAAAUAUGUAUCACAAUAUGCAAAAAUAUGAUAGUAAACCAAAACAGAGAGAGCAUGGAGAAGAUGACCUGCAAGUCAUUAUUACAAAAGAUAGAAAAAAUAUACAUUGUAUAUUAGGAAAAUAGGAAACAAAAUAUUUAAAUUGGUACACACAAUCCAUAAAAAGAACACCAAAGUGUCUAAUAAGAAAAGUUACAGAAACACAAAUACAUAGCAGAAGGAAGUCCCAGGAAAACAAUAGAACAAAUUAAUGAACAAAGGAUUGGAGAGAAAGGAAAAAAUGAAUAAAAUGAAAACAAAAACCCCAAUACCAUACCCAUAGGAAAAUAUAUUUUUUUAAUUUUCAGUGCUCCAAUACAGUUCCUGUUAGUAUUCCUAGAUUGUGCUGAUUCAUUCAGCAGAUCUCUGGUUACGGUUUCCCAGGAUAGUCUUGUCUCAGCCCCCAUAAGUUGUUCCAGUAAUUGGUUUUCACCUAACCACCUUCUUUUCCACUACUUUUUCUAUUGUUUUGCAGCUGAUACCUUAGAAGGGUUCAGGUCACAUGAAGGACUUGUCUGUCCCCUUUAGCCAGCUUAUCAUCUAUUUUAUUUUCCUUCAUUUCGAUGUGCUCCGGAAUUCGUUGCAGGGAAAUUUUAUUUUUCUUGCCCUGCUCGUUUAAUUUGUCUAGGCAAUCUCAAACAAGUGUAGAUUUUAUGAUAUUAGAUAGUCAUUAUCUAGAAAUACUGGACAGAUUUUUCAAUUCCAUUAAUUUCUGCUCAAAAAAUGCUUUGUGUGUGGUCCAGGCUUUCAGAGUAUUUGGUUCUAUGUGGAGACGUGGGAGAUUUAGAAUCACUUCUAAUGCAGCUGAUUACACUUAUGGAAGCCACUCUUUUUACCUUCGAGAGAUUGUUCCUCGAUGUAUUCAAGUUAUAAAGCAUUAAUAAAAAAUGAUGUCAUUACACUCUAAAAAAUAAAUUUAUUAAUUAUGAUAGUAUUACAAGAAUUUAUUAUACAACCA